AUGCCCAGGGUGUUGUAUUAUUACCCCCGAUACAAGCCGGUCCGUUCCCAUCAGCAGUACUCUGACUUCUGCCGCGUCAAGCCGCUCCUGAACCACCCCCAUCGCCAGUCCGAACAGUUGCUCGAGGUUGAUGAUCUGCAGUUUGACAACUACACUUCCGCAUAUCAAUACUGCCUCGAGCAUUACGACCACCAGGACGACCACUACGGUACUGUCGACGAGCCCGAUAUGUUGCCGGAAGAGGAUGAAUUCGAGCGAGGGGAGGAUGCUGGGGACAUCACCCUUGAGGAUUGGCAGGAGGUGGCCCGGCUGGUCCCCGACCUCCAACUUCCCGAAGAACCAGCCGACUUGCUUGGACGCCGAGACAUUGAUGCCGACACAUUGGUCGCUACUGGCACGAUCAGUUUGGUACCGGAGGUUACUGGGUGCAACUCCGUGGAGACGCUCCAGCAGCGGCAGGUAUACGACACGGUCAUGCGCCACUUCAGAGCCAAAAACGAGAACCAUCAGCCUCCGCCCCUUCGUCUACAGAUUGACGGAGGAGGUGGGACUGGAAAGUCGGGCAUCCACUACCUCGUGAUCGACGAGAAGAGCAUGCUGGGCCUUAAAACCCUCGCGUGGAUCGAUCAGCGCCUACGAGAGGUGUGUAAGCACGAGGGUGUGGGUGCGGAGAAGGCUGAGUCCUCAAAUGCCGGCAACUUGGCCAAGCGCUUGCCCUUGUGUGUUGGUUGCAGGGUGAUGCUAACGCGGAACUUGUGGGCGGACGUCGGGCUCGUCAACGGUGCGCAAGGCACAGUCUACGACAUAUCCUGGAAAGAAGGUGCUGACGUACUGCGAGACCCGCCCGAGGUCAUCAUGGUGGCCUUCGACGACUACGACGGCCCCGCCUUCACGAUGCCGAACGGGGAGCCGCUCCGCAGUGGAGAGAAGCUGGUUGUUCCCAUCCUCCGAGUGCGGCAGGACUUCAUGGUCGGCGCCAACUCAUGUUCAAGAGAGCAGUUCCCGCUGUUGGUCAGUUAUGCGAUCACCGUCCACAAGUCACAGGGCAUCACUCUCGACAAGGUUGUCUGCGAUAUCUCUGCGCCGGAGUUCGCUUCUGGUCUCUCCUACGUGGCCGUUUCCCGGGUGAAGACACUGGGUGGGCUAAUGUUUGAGAAGCCCUUCGACCACAACAGGAUCUAUCGCGAGACACCAUCACGAGCUAUGGGGUUGAAAUUGUCCGAUCACGCUAUCAGGCAACUGCAGGCGUUAGAUGCUGUGGCGGGGAAGGAUCCCUCAGAGGAGUCAAUAGGUAUAUAA
Messenger RNA from Chaetomium globosum CBS 148.51, 1299 nucleotides. RefSeq lists its product as uncharacterized. NCBI's taxonomy places the organism in Eukaryota, Fungi, Ascomycota, Sordariomycetes, Sordariales, Chaetomiaceae. The transcript has 3 exons. The coding region runs from base 1 to 1299 and encodes 432 amino acids. The record is from RefSeq and is a predicted model, not a curated record.